AUGGUGCGUUCAUUGAUGCACGUGUUAAUGGUGGGGUUUUUUUUUUUAUUUCAGGUUCGUUCCAGCAAGCAAAUGAGGAGGUUGGAAUCGAGGAAGUCCCAUUCUUGGUGGUGGGAUAGUCACAUCAGUCCCAAGAAUUCUAAGUGGCUUUCAGAGAACCUCGAGGAGAUGGACCGGAGUGUGAAGCGCAUGUUGAAGCUGAUAGAAGAGGAUGCAGAUUCAUUUGCCAAAAAAGCUGAAAUGUAUUAUCAGAAAAGGCCAGAAUUGGUUGCUCUGGUUGAGGAAUUUUACCGUAUUUACCGUGCUCUAGCUGAACGUUAUGAUCAUGUGACAGUAGAGUUACGAAAGAAUAUACCCUCUGAUCUCCAAUCCCAAGGUUCUGGUAUUUCUGAUGCCGGGUCUGAACCGUCCUCUGCCUGGCCUUCUCCAACUCCAAAGAGGGGGGUUCGGCUUAAAUCAAGUAACCGAGCUGCUGGGUUUGAUUACUUUCUUGGCUCCAGUGGAAAUGGUUCUGAUGUACAAAAAGAUGGGGAUGAGUCCUCGACUUUGACAGAUUCUGAGGAGGAAUCUGAUGAUUCAUCAGUUAAUAAUUAUUCUGGUUUCUUACAGAAUGGCAGUGAUCCAGCUAUAAACAGAAGAAUGACGGAGUUGGAAUCUGAGCUCCGUGAGGUAAAAGGAAAGCUAUGGAUGCAGGAAGAGGAAAAUGCAGAGGUUUCAUCUAGGGGAUCAAGAAAUGAGAAUACUGAAGAUUUUUAUACCAAAAUUAAUUCAUAUGAACAAGAACUGAUGACUGUUAAUGAGAAGUUAAGAGUUUCAGAAGAAGAAAUUACUAAACUGAAGUUUGAGCUAGCAAAAUACAGACCAUUCAAUACAGAAAAUUUGGAGGCUGGUUUUGCGUUUUCAUCUACUAAAGAACAUGUUGAUAAUGGAGAGGAAUCCCUGGAACACAAGAUGAUUGAGGCCGAAAGCAUUGAUGGUGUGAAUAAGGAAUUUUUUGAGCAAAAUGGUGAGAUUGAGUCUCUUGCAGGGAAGCUAAGAAAUACCAAAGAAAAUCUGAAAGCUUCCGAAACACAAAUUACUUCCCUGAAGUUUGAGGCCAAUAAAUCAUCUGAAAGAAUUCAGCAGUUGCAGGAUCAGCUUGACUUGGCUAGGAAAGACAUUGCUACUUGGAAAACCAAAUUCAAUAGUGAGAAAAGAGAGAGCACCAAACUCAAUGAAAGACUUGCAAGGUUAAGGACUAGUCUAUCAGACCGUGACAAUGAGAUUAGGGAUUUGAAAACAGCAGUAUCUGAUGCUGAGCAGAAAAUCUUCCCUGAGAAAGCUCAGUUGAAGACUGAAAUGUCAAAGUUACUGGAGGAACGGACACAUGUAGAAGAGCAGAUCAGAGACUGGGAAUGUCGAGGCCGCUCAUUUGAAGAGGAAAUCAGAAAGAUCCAGUCUGAAAAAAUAGAGAUGGAGGAGACACUCAAGGGUGAGAUUCAGCUGUUAAAGGUAGACAUAGAGGAGAGAGAUAACACCAUAAAUGAUCUUAACACAAGCCUUGAUACUCUUAAACUAGAGAAAGAUAAUUUGCAUGCUGAAGUCGGGUUCCUCAAGGAAGAGGUGAACUCCAAAGAUGGUAGGAUUGAACACCUGAACAGCCAUUUGAACCAGCUGCACAUGGAACACGUACAACUGAUUGCUGGAAUGGAGGAAGCACACAAACAAGUGGAAGAGCUAAAAUCAAAAGCUAAGCAACUUGAGGAGGAGGUUGAGAGGCAAAAAUUUGUGAUCUUAGAAGGAGCAGAAGAGAAACGUGAGGCCAUAAGGCAGCUAUGUUUCUCACUCGAACACUACAGAAAUAGCUAUAAUAUGCUUAGACAACAUGUUAUGGGGCACAAACGGGUUCCAGUGUUGGCUGCCUAA
This is a messenger RNA of Sphenostylis stenocarpa, 1905 nucleotides long. The record is from the annotation of a GenBank genome assembly. NCBI's taxonomy places the organism in Eukaryota, Viridiplantae, Streptophyta, Magnoliopsida, Fabales, Fabaceae.